This is a messenger RNA of Exophiala oligosperma, 1862 nucleotides long. RefSeq lists its product as uncharacterized. The record is from RefSeq and is a predicted model, not a curated record. The transcript has 2 exons. NCBI's taxonomy places the organism in Eukaryota, Fungi, Ascomycota, Eurotiomycetes, Chaetothyriales, Herpotrichiellaceae. Bases 161 to 1702 code for a protein of 513 amino acids.
AUAUCAUAUGCACUUCUUUGCCGUGUGGAUGUGACCGCUGUGUGACUCAUGAAUGGCUUGAAUAUCUGAGACCAAAUGCGGAACUUCUGUGCUAGAUACUUCAAGUCGAUAUAAGCCAACCUCGAUCCACACUGAUCCGUUCGAGCCGGGAAUCAUCGAAAUGAAUAGCAUUUGCGAACACAAGGAGCAGAUUGGUUGUGCCUUGACAGCGUUGCCGAGAUGCUGCUCUUGCGCCGACAAGAGACCCGUCGCAACUGCUUAUCCUAUUUACGUCGAUGGCAAAGGCAUGAAACUCCAGGGAAAGCGCUGGCAACGUUACUGCUGGAAGUGCCGUGAUUAUUGGAAUUUUAUAUCAGAAAGUUCAUCGCCUCGCUCGCUACUUGGCACUUCCGAUAUUUCGGAAUUACACGUGCAUACUGAAUUUAGCACUUCCAAUACAAACAACAUGAGUCAGAACCCGUCUGGAGACCAUAAUGAGCACUCAAAUAGACGCACCAGAAACCGACAUGCCUACAGAAGCAACUUCCACGGGCAUCCGGACCGGGCAAACCCCAAUCAUCAAGACACAGGCACCAGAGCUACUAGCUAUCUUGCAAUGCUACCAGGAUCUUCACAUUACGAUAUCAACACGGGGACAGAUCAGCUUUAUCAUUGGAACGCCAACUAUGCUCAGAAUGCAUAUGGCAAUCUUCCAGGGCAGUCAGAUAUGCCCCUCCAAGGUCAAAAUGCCGCAGCCCAGGUUGGUAUAACCAGUCAAAGAAGCAUCCAAGGGACCAUCCCGCAGAUUUUUCAAAAUUCCCUGGCUCAUCUUGGCUUGACCCCAGCAACAACUGAAAAUACUCACCCGGGUUUGCCUACAAACCGGCACUUCAACAGUGAAAUCACCUCUCGACAUCAACCGCUCUAUACUGGGCAUAAUCAAUCAGCACCCUCUCAUCGACAGUCUCAACAGCAUAUGACUAACCCGUUUGGGACGAGGGAGGAGCUCGAGGCCGACGAUUAUCAAAGCCCAUUGACAGCCAUGUUCGGCCGUUUUGAGAGGAUACGAGAGGCUCGUGAAGCUCAGCAUGCUGCGCAAUCACAGAGGCAAAAUGGCGGCUCAACUGAUACAUCCGUUUUGACUGCCUCCGGUCAAAGACCAAUUCAUGUCCGCUCGGAGCCUCGUAGGAGGAGAAGACUACCGCGUCAGUCGUCGAAUAGCGGGCCAACUUCUGGAGGACUUUGGACCUCUGACCAGUUCCAGGAGUGGUUUCACACCCGCACAACUAAUCAAAACACAACUGCAAAUGACCUGACUUCGAUACAUCUGGAUGCUACAGAUGACGAAGCUAGCGACUCUAGUCCAAAUCCGAUUGAUCAGCAACAACGAGGUGAUGUCGUUAGUCUUGAGGACUUGGAUGUCAACAUUGCGUGUCAAAUUUGCAAAGAGCAGAAGAUGGACACUCUUCUGGAACCAUGUAUGCAUCUGGCCAUUUGCCAUUGGUGCUCCGACCUGAGCCGCGAGAUGAGCCGCAGACCAGGCGUCGGCUGGCGAUGUCCUAUCUGUAGAGCCAAGGUUCGUAGGUGCAGAAAGGUGUUUCUAAUCACCAGUGAGAAACAUGGGCAGGAUGAGCAAGACGCUCCGAAAGAGCCAAAAGACAACGAGGACUCAAAAGAGAAGCGUGAGUCGAACGCGAACGAGGAUGCAGUGAUGGCUCUAUGAGUUACAACGAACCAAGUUCCACGUUGUCUUUGAUCAACAAGGAACCUCCCACUGAUGUGAACUACGUAUUGGUCAGGAAGUCUGUUGAAUUCGGUUAUGUUUGCGGAUGCAAAGUUUGCAAAAUUGUUCAGUGAUUAAAGCCAUAGACAGUUGCAAACCA